CAAUUGGUGACUGCGUGGGCGGGACUAGCAUGACAGCCUCUUCCUAGUUUGCAAUGCUCCUUAUGUGCGCAAAAUAUCUUUCAUACAAACCUAUAAAUCAGUAAAAGUAGCCUAUUUAUCUAAACUGCAGUUGAGCAGGGUACCGCCGCGAUGGGGUUUCUGACGAUUUUGAAGAAGAUGAAGCAAAAGGAGCGGGAGAUGAGACUGCUGAUGUUAGGUCUGGACAACGCGGGGAAGACGACCAUCCUGAAGAAGUUUAAUGGAGAAGACGUGAGCACCAUCUCCCCGACACUGGGCUUCAACAUCAAUACACUGGAGCACAGAGGGUUUAAGCUGAAUCUUUGGGAUGUCGGGGGUCAGAAGUCCCUGCGCUCCUAUUGGAGGAACUACUUUGAGAGCACAGAUGGGCUGGUGUGGGUGGUGGACAGUGCAGACAGGCUCAGGCUGGAGGACUGCAGGCAGGAGCUCGAUGCGCUGCUGCUGGAGGAGAGGUUAGCUGGUGCAACGCUGCUAGUAUUUGCCAACAAACAGGACUUACCUGGAGCCCUGUCGAAAGAGGCAAUACGAGAGGCGCUGGCCCUGGAUAAGAUCAAAAGCCACCACUGGUGUAUCGUUGAUUGCAGCGCGGUGACAGGAGAGAAUCUGUUAGCUGGAGUGGACUGGUUAUUAGACGAUAUCGCUGCAAGGAUCUUUACCGCUGACUGAGUCUUUCUUCUCUUUUUAAAAUAGCGAGUUCUAGUUGAGCUCUGACACGAUUACUGGACGAUGGAGAGCUGACGGAUUAGCAAGUGUUUUGUUUUGUUCCAUCAGAUGCUGCAACAUGCAGACAUCUGGUGGUCUGUAUCCCUGAUUACAGCACUCACACCUGGCUUUUUGUUUACUUCACUUGAACAGUUUAUCAAGUGAGUUCAUAAAUACUGAAGUUGUAAAGUUUACAGUAUGUAGUUUAACGGCCGAUAUGAACCUGUUUUUUUUUUUGUCGUUGUUGUUCUUUACUUUGUGGUACAUUGGAUUGUCAGCCGAUUCAUGCCUCACUCACCAAAACGUGUUCUUUAAUAAAUUUAAAUGCCCACUUAA
Messenger RNA from Scatophagus argus, 1077 nucleotides. It is a transcript of the gene arl2, whose product is annotated as ADP-ribosylation factor-like 2. The coding region runs from base 151 to 705 and encodes 184 amino acids. Gene Ontology annotation, molecular function: GTPase activity; GTP binding. Gene Ontology annotation, biological process: protein folding. The record is from RefSeq and is a predicted model, not a curated record. NCBI's taxonomy places the organism in Eukaryota, Metazoa, Chordata, Actinopteri, Scatophagidae. The transcript has 5 exons. Gene Ontology annotation, cellular component: microtubule cytoskeleton; cytoplasm.